AUGAUCAGAGAUGUUACUGAAUUCUUGAGAAAAUCAAUAAUUACUAAUUCCCCAUCAAACUUUGCAGCCCUUCAUCUUCGUAAAAUGCACAUACCAAAUACUUCGCCUGAUUACCACAAAUAUCUCAAAGGGUACUUUCGUCACUCUACGAACAUAAUCUUAUGCACAGCUCUAUACAUAUAUAUACACGUUGCAAAGUCACGUUCACCUACAGCUACAGAAUACCAAAAACAAAAAAAAAACACAAAUGGCUAAAACCUCUCUUCCUCUCGCCGCUUCCUUCCUCCUACUCCUCAUCUCCUCCACUACUUCCGCAGACACCGGCCGUCUCUUCCUCACCGUCGUCAACCACUGUCCCUUCACCGUCUGGCCAGCCAUUCAGCCCAACGCUGGCCACCCCGUCCUUGAAAAAGGUGGCUUCGCUCUCCUAACCAACACCCACCGCUCCUUUUUCCCACCAUCUACCCACUGGUCCGGUCGCAUAUGGGGCCGAACCGGCUGCUCCCAUUACAACGGCAAGUUUUCUUGUGUCACCGGAGACUGCGGUCACCGUCUCGAAUGUAACGGUCUCGGGGGCGCAACUCCUGCUUCUCUCGCUCAGUUCGAUCUCCACCACGGUGGACACCAAGAUUUAUCCUCCUACGGUGUCUCUCUCGUCGACGGUUUCAACGUUCCGAUGACUGUGACUCCUCACGAAGGCCGUGGUGUUUGUCCCGUCGUAGGUUGUCGCGAAGACCUCUUGAAAACGUGUCCAGCUCAUCUUCAGCUCCGGUCACACGGUGGACACGUGGUGGCUUGUAAGAGUGGGUGUGAGGCGUUCCGUACGGAUGAGUUGUGUUGUAGGAAUCAUUACAAUAGUCCUCAGACGUGUCGAGCUUCGAGCCACUCUCUGUUCUUUAAGCACGCGUGUCCUUCGACUAUGACUUUUGCUCAUGAUAGUCUUUCGCUUAUGCAUGACUGUUCUUCUCCUAGAGAACUCAAAGUCAUCUUCUGCCACUAAUGUGUAUCUCGUAUGGUGUCUCUCUUCUUAGCAAAAAAAAAAAAAAUGGUGUCUCGAUUUAAGAAUUUCGAACUAGAAAAGAAGUGGCUAACGUUAGGGUACUGAAAAGUCUCCAAGCCAAAUGAGUCACGUAGACGAGUAGCGUAUUCGUUAUUAUGUCUAAGGGUUGCUACUUGCUGUAGAGUUUGGUUUAGCAUAUGAUUAAUAGAUAACAGCUGUUACGUAAAUGCUAUACAGCAAAGAGAUUAACAAUAUAAAACAUGUGGUUUGCAUAGAGUGUGCAAAUGCUCCUUUACUUUCUAAAAAAGUGUGUUUGAAACUUGUUGUGAAAUAACAGCGGUACGGCUUUGAAUAAGUUACUUUCUCCCCAUUGACCAUCUUUCUCGGGCAUUUCUAGUUUUAUGUCUCCCUUUCUGCUGAUUUCUUGAUGCUUGGUUUUUAUAGUUUUUUUGAGAAAAUGUGUAAACGGCGGAUACCUUACGUGAAUUAUUAAUUUCUUUUGUCGACACAGAUGAUAUUUAAUGUGAGAACGUAUUUUAAAAUGCAGGUACAUUAGUAAACGAGGAGAAAAAAAG
Messenger RNA from Brassica rapa (field mustard), 1575 nucleotides. RefSeq names its product osmotin-like protein. NCBI's taxonomy places the organism in Eukaryota, Viridiplantae, Streptophyta, Magnoliopsida, Brassicales, Brassicaceae. The record is from RefSeq and is a predicted model, not a curated record.